GCGAUCAUCGCCGGGUUAGGGGUGAGGAGAAAUCAGUACUGUCCGUUGUGUAUUACGACAUUCCACCAGCAGCCGACAUAUACCGAGAAUUCUACAGGUCUUCAGGAAGAAUGAAUCCAAUUCUGUCUCCUGAAAUUAUCAGAGACGCUGGUCAGCAAGAUAGAAAACCGGAAGUCCUAUGUCUUGUCUGUGGUGACAAGGCUUCAGGAAAGCAUUAUGGUGUCCAGAGUUGUGAUGGUUGCCGGGGAUUUUUCAAGCGCAGCAUUCGCCGAAGUCUGGAAUACGUCUGCAAAGAGAAUGGAAAUUGCAUUGUAGAUGUUGCGAGAAGAAACCAAUGUCAGGCCUGCAGAUUCCGGAAAUGUCUAGAGAUGAAGAUGAAUCGAGACGCUGUUCAGCAUGAGCGAGCCCCACGCUGUUACCACUACAAGAGAGACAAUUCUGAACAUUAUGGCGAUUCCAUAAAGAACCCUUCUCCUUUUCCUCAUCAAAUCGGGGAUAUGUUUGAGCGUCAGAGAUGCUACACGUACAACCAGAUCCCAAAUUACGGAAUGAAUAUCGGAUAUCGCCCAGAAUAUACUGUUCCUAGAUAUGCUCCAUACAUCCCCACUCUUCCGGUACCCAUACCGGACCAAAAGAGAAACUACUUCCUGUCUGCCAGCAUCACUAACGGCAACAUUGAUAUCGGCCUCCGUCCGCACCAGGAUGUCAGUGAUGGAGGAAGUAGCAGCGUGUCCUCCACAAACUCUUCUAUUAACGGUGGAGAUAAAAGUAUCAGUCGUUCCCCCUCUCCCUCCGUGGACUCGACCCAGGAUACCAGGUUAUCGCAGUGUGACACAAGUCCACUUCCACUUGACAUCAAACCCGAAAAAGAUACAGACAUCAGACCAAGCAUGGAGCUGCCAUCUCCAGUGAGUUCCAGUACGUCUCUGUCAGACGAAAAGAAUCAGCUUACCCCACCCAAAAUGGCAUCACCAGCUAAAAGCGGGAUGGAUCAGAACACAGCUAUAGUGCCACCACAGUCCACCGACAGACCAACAGACAAUGCUCUCUAUACCAGUCCCUCUUCUAAUGAGUGUACAUUUGAGACUGCCGCUAAACUUUUGUUUAUGUCCGUCAAGUGGGCAAGAAAUAUUCCGUCUUUUCUCCAACUCCCUUUCAGGGACCAGGCUAUUCUUCUGGAGGAGUCAUGGUGUGAACUGUUUGUCCUCAGUGCUGCUCAAUGGUCGCUUAACAUAGACGUUGGUUACCUGUUAAACGCUAAUGGAUACACGUUAGAUGGGCCCAACAUGGAGAAGACAUCGUUGAUGUCCGUGCAGUUGAGGCAGGUUCAGGAUAUCAUCUACCGACUCAAUAGCAUCAGGGUCGACUCCACCGAGUAUGCAUGUCUCAAAGCCAUUCUGCUGUUUAAGCCUGAUGUUAAGGGGCUGCGUGAUUCGCUACAAGUGGAAGCAUUACAGGAUCAAGCCCAAAUGAUGCUGAAUGAUUAUGUCAGUAACCAGAGGCUCCUUAAAACACGUUUUGGCAGACUGCUUUUACAACUUCCGGCUAUGUGCAAUGUGAGUUCGCGGGCGAUAGAGGACAUCUUUUUCAGAAGAACAAUUGGCAACAUUCCAAUUGAGAGAAUUCUUUGCGACAUGUUCAAAUCAAGUUAAAUCUUGAUCAUAUUUGUUAUUUUCUUGUUACCAAGUUUGCUAUGUAGUAUUUAUGUCUGUGUUAUUAUUAUUUUUUUGGUAUACGCUUUAGAAAAGCGUGUGUUGUUCCAUGUUUUGGCUUAAAUAAAAUUUUGU
Messenger RNA from Saccostrea echinata, 1787 nucleotides. Its product is annotated as nuclear receptor subfamily 2 group E member 1-like. Gene Ontology annotation, biological process: regulation of transcription by RNA polymerase II; cell differentiation; anatomical structure development. The transcript is spliced from 7 exons. The record is from RefSeq and is a predicted model, not a curated record. Bases 111 to 1652 code for a protein of 513 amino acids. Gene Ontology annotation, molecular function: zinc ion binding; nuclear receptor activity; RNA polymerase II cis-regulatory region sequence-specific DNA binding. Lineage: Eukaryota; Metazoa; Mollusca; Bivalvia; Ostreida; Ostreidae.